Molecule: messenger RNA, 597 nt
Organism: Rotaria socialis
Lineage: Eukaryota; Metazoa; Rotifera; Eurotatoria; Philodinida; Philodinidae
Source: the annotation of a GenBank genome assembly
AUGUAUGACAAUAAUAUACAGAUGUUUGUUGGUCUUAUUGUUUUAUUUAUAUCGAUUAAUACAGCAAAUGGAGUUAUUAAUAAUUCGACAAUUAGACUUCAUAAUCAUUCGAUAUCAAUUAAAAAAUUAUCAAAUCAAACGAUAAAUUUUUAUGCAGGACAAAAAUCGAAUUCUAUUGAAUUACUUAAAAAAUUACUUGCUAAUCGACAAAGUUCAACAAAAUAUAAUUCAAAAUUAUUACUAACAAACACUACUCACAAAACAGUAUUAACAUCAUCGACAAUUCUUUACAUCCAAGUAAAACCAGCAGUAACUAUUUCAAACAGUACACACGCUGAUUUUCUCAUUUAUUCACCAUUAAACCAAAUCAUCGAGAAAAAAGACUCGUCCAAUACGACAAUAUUUGUCAUUAUAUUCGUGUGUAGUUUUAGUGGUUUGGCAUUUCUUUCGUUUGUUUAUACCUUUUUUCUUAGACAACCUAUCAAUAGUUCUUACUUCAAAUUGCCUUGUAUACAUGCAUGGUCAACAGCAAAACAAUCUCGUGACACUACACCAUUAUCCUAUUCACCGUUUCAUAGUAAGCCGCAAAAGGAUUAG